UGCUCUCCCCCUUUUGGAAAGCUAGUUCCCGACUGAAGCGGAGGGCUCUAUUGUUAUUUAUUGUGUGGCUGUGUUGCACGCUGUGCCUGCUGCAUGGGGCUGGCUGGCUGGCUAGAGAGGGAAAGAGAGUGAGUGAGGAGUAAAGGGAGGGACAGACAGACUCACUCACCCGCCCGCCCGCAGUGGGGGGAGCCCCUUAGCUGGCACCGCCAGGCCGUUUCCAGCGGAGAGCCCAAAGUUUUGUCUGCCGGAGAGCACAGGAGCAACAGCAACCUUUUGCUUAGAAGCUGGGUGCUGGCGGUGGCGAUCACACACCCGUUUCUGCUGCAACCCAAGAACUCUUCAUCUGAGCAAAUCCUGCCUGUGACUACGCUGGAGAUGAAAAGGGGUUGAAUCCCUUCCAAGACUUUUCCAUCAUGAAUGAAUAUAUGUAAUGCCCAUAGCAGGUAACCCUUUCUGAAACAUGGCACAGUGACAAUCAGUGACAAGAGUGAGGGUAAGAAGAUUGGCCUUUUUGGUUGGCUACAGCUGAAGAUUGCUUUACUGAAGCCACUAGAAAGGUUUUUGAGUCAUGAUGCAAGAAUCUGGGACUGAGACCAAAAGUAAUGGUUCAGCCAUUCAGAAUGGAGCGAGCAGUGGCAACCACUUGCUAGAGUGUGGCCUUCGGGAAGGAAGAUCAAACGGGGAGACGCCUUCCGUUGAUAUUGGUGCCGCAGAUCUAGCCCAUCUUCAGCAACAGCAGGCUCUUCAGGUAGCAAGGCAGCUUCUCUUACAGCAGCAGCAGCAACAACAACAGCAACAACAAAUUAGUGGGCUAAAAUCUCCCAAGAGGAAUGACAAACAGCCAUCCCUUCAGGUUCCAGUGUCAGUGGCUAUGAUGACACCUCAAGUUAUCACUCCCCAGCAAAUGCAGCAGAUCCUCCAGCAGCAAGUACUAACUCCACAGCAACUUCAGGUCCUGCUCCAACAGCAGCAGGCACUCAUGCUUCAGCAGCAGCAGCUUCAAGAAUUCUAUAAGAAACAACAGGAGCAGUUGCAGCUUCAACUUUUACAGCAACAACAUGCUGGAAAACAGCCUAAAGAGCCCCAGCAGCAACAGGUGACUUCCCAGCAGUUGGCCUUUCAGCAACAGCUUUUGCAGAUGCAACAACUGCAGCAACAACACCUCCUGUCUUUGCAACGCCAAGGUCUGCUAACCAUUCAGCCGGGCCAACCCACCUUGCCAUUGCAGCCUCUUGCUCAAGGCAUGAUCCCAACUGAGCUGCAGCAACUCUGGAAAGAAGUGACAAGUUCUCACACAGCAGAGGAGGCUGCAAGCAACAACCACAACAGUUUGGAUCUAUCAACAACAUGUAUCUCUUCCUCAGCAUCUUCAAAGACCUCCUUAAUAAUAAACCCACAUGCCUCAACCAAUGGACAGCUCCUCACUCCUAAAAGGGAGAGUUUAUCCCAUGAAGAGCACUCUCAUAGCCAUCCGCUUUAUGGGCACGGAGUAUGCAAAUGGCCAGGCUGCGAAGCAGUAUGCGAAGAUUUCCAGUCAUUCCUAAAACAUCUCAACAGUGAGCAUGCGCUGGAUGAUAGAAGUACAGCCCAAUGUAGAGUACAAAUGCAGGUUGUACAACAGUUAGAACUGCAGCUGGCAAAAGACAAAGAACGCCUGCAAGCGAUGAUGACACACCUGCAUGUGAAAUCGACCGAACCCAAAGCUACCCCUCAGCCUCUAAAUCUUGUAUCUAGCGUCACACUUUCAAAGACUGCAUCGGAGGCUUCUCCACAGAGCUUACCUCAUACCCCAACCACCCCAACGGCACCCAUCACUCCUGUCAGCCAGGGACCUUCUGUCAUCACUACCACAAGCAUCCACAGCGUUGGGCCUAUCCGAAGGCGGUACUCUGACAAAUACAACGUCCCCAUCUCUUCAGCAGAUAUUGCGCAGAACCAAGAAUUCUACAAGAAUGCGGAAGUCAGGCCACCCUUUACAUAUGCAUCCUUAAUUAGACAGGCCAUUCUUGAAUCUCCAGAAAAGCAGCUAACACUAAAUGAAAUCUACAAUUGGUUCACACGAAUGUUUGCCUACUUCAGACGGAACGCAGCCACAUGGAAGAAUGCAGUGCGUCAUAAUCUUAGUCUUCACAAGUGUUUUGUGCGAGUAGAAAACGUUAAAGGGGCAGUAUGGACAGUGGAUGAAGUAGAGUUCCAAAAACGAAGGCCACAAAAGAUCAGUGGAAGCCCUUCACUUAUUAAAAACAUGCAGACCAGCCACACCUACUGCUCACCUCUCAAUGCUGCUUUACAGGCUUCAAUGGCUGAGAACAGUAUACCUCUGUACACUACUGCUUCCAUGGGAAACCCCACUCUGGGCAGUUUAGCCAGUGCUAUGAAGGAAGAGCUUAAUGGUGCAAUGGAGCAUGCGAACAGUAAUGGCAGUGACAGCAGUCCAGGACGUUCUCCUAUGCAAGCAAUGCACCCUGUGCAUGUUAAAGAAGAACCAUUAGAUCCAGAUGAAAAUGAAGGACCACUAUCCUUAGUGACCACAGCCAAUCACAGUCCAGAGUUUGAUCACGACAGAGAUUAUGAAGAUGAAAAUGUAAACGAGGACAUAGAAUGAGUAUGUCUGUGGUCGGGAUCCUGUGAAUGAAGAUUGUGGGGAGGGAGGAAAAAAACACUUCAAAAUUAGCUGUGAAAUCUCUCCCCCUUAUUGUACAGUCUGGAGGAUACUCUCGGUCCAUUUUGACAGCUAUAAAAUAUGUUAACUCUUAGUGCCAUCAAGUAUCCCAUUUGGGAGUAUUUUUGAUUUUUCUACUUUUUGUUGAAAAAAAAAAGGAAUUUGUACUCUGUGCAUUGGAUGGACUUGUUUGGUACUCGGGAUUCCCUCUCACAGUCAACAUCAGUGUUGUAAAUUUAUUCAACCGAUUUGCUUACCUACUAUUUGGCAGCAGACUCUGGACUGCAGUUCUUCCAGUUUGGGACACUGAAGACAUGAAGCUGAGCAUGUACACAUAAAUUGCAGAUCAAGCCUUUCCCCAGAUUUUAAGGAUUCCAAUGGACAACAUAUUUGCACAGUAUCGCAUGUUGAUUAUCACUGCCUUUACUUUUGUUUUCUUCCAUUUGGGAUGGGGAAGUCUGUGUGUGUGCGUGUGUGCAUGUGUGUACAUGCACAUGUGAGUAUGUAUACAGAAGGGUUAAAAGAAAAUUCUCCCCAGCUUUUUAAUGUAUAGCUUUUAUUCCCCCCUCCCCCACUUCUCCUACACCGUUUAAGUUCUGACCUCAGGCCUCACUAGGGCCAGGGCCUUUUGAGGCUUAAUGUUUUCUGUACUUUUGUGAUGAAUGUUAUUAGGUGUUUUAUUAUACAAAGCUGAAUGUCCUUUGAAUUGUUUGUAGUUCUUUUUUUCUGCCAUUCAUUCCAGUUUCCUUCGGACGCCAUCACAUUUUUUUUAGCUGUGGAAAACAUUCCAUUUGGGGAUCUGUCCCCCCCCCCUUGGAAAAAAAAGGAAGGUUCUCAUGUUGCUGCUCUAAUCUAUGUGCAAAGUUAUCUCCCAAAAGAAAGCAAGGCAGUACUGCAAGUGUGAGAAUGAAAGGCAAACCAGCAGGGAAACUGUGUAGGGUGUGGAGCAAAUUGAUUCCACAAAGCAGUAUAUGUUGUCAUGAACGUUUUGGAGUUUUUCUUUUUAAUUUUGCAGCAAUGAUGGUGGUUAAACAUCACAAAACUGAACAGCACAAAAAAAACUGAACAUGCAGCACCCAACAAAUUUUAUUUUGUCAGUAAUGAAUUGCGCAAUAUUAGGAUCUUCUUUUCAUAUUGUGAGCUUUUGAGCCAUCGAAUGCUUCUUCAAUAUCUGAAAUGACCAUAUUGCGUACUAGACAUGUAUUAUGAUUUGCACUUGCAAAUAGGGAUUGUAGAGCAUUGUGUACAGUGGUUUUUUUUUAAAAAACCAAGUUAAAUAACAGUUCAAGGAUUGCUAGGUAGCAUCUAUUUGUUAGGCUAUGAAUUAGAUUUCAGGUGGAACUUGUUGGGAAGUCAAGAAGGCUCAUUAGUCAUAAAGUAUUAAUUUUAACUGGGCAAAUUCUCUUACUGCAGUUAAGAUUAUUAUGCAAUAUCACACCAACCAGUAUCAAAUAAUGUACAAUUGGAAACCUGUGGGUGAAUUGGUACUGAGGCUUCUGUUGCAAGUAAACAGUGUUCUUCAGAGCAAAUGCAUGCCGAAAACUGCUGUUAAAGCAUCAAGUACCCCUUAAUCACUGGACAUGAAAUACUUUUUGUCCUCUAACCACUUCUCUGUAGCUCACUUAUUUAUGUUGGACUAUAGCUUUUUUUUAUUUCAAAAGCCGUUUGGAUCUUAAUUUAUACUCUAUUUUGUACCCUUCUCCCCCCCCCUAAAAUUACCAAAGAAUAUUACACAAAGGUAAAUUAUGUUGUCUGUUAUAUGCUUUAUCUUAUGAAGCCAAAUAUCCUCUUAUUGUUGAUCAAAGGAGGUGAAAAAAUUUAGAAGCAAAUGACAAGAUAUGGGCUAUGGCUAACCUGAGAAGAAAACUGCUCCAUUAAUAGGGUAUAAUUUAGAAGACCAAGUAGAUGGCUGAACCAAAGUUGUGUUUUUAUUUGUGUUCCUUUACUGUGACCAAAUGAAUUACUGUAAUGAGAGAGCUUUGGAGGCUAAAGUUAGGGAACAGUAUUAAGUGGAGGGAGCAUCUAGGGGCAGCAUUCCAUCUUGGAGGGGAAAAGGAUAGUCUGUUUUUCAGAAAAAAUAGAGUAUCCAAGAAAGAUGAGACCGUUCUGUAGUGUACAGAGGACUUCCCCAACUUAAACUGGGCCAUCUAAGAAUAUUGCAUAAAAUUAUUUAUCCUUUUCACUUGGUCUUUGGACUUUACUAAUCCUAAUCCCCUUUCGUUCAAAGCUAAUGUCAGGACAGUUUAUUUUUAAUUUGGUUUAUGUGCACAAGAUUUUAGUGUGAUAGUGACUGUCGUUUUUCUUCUUUGGUCAGCAUCUUUCAUGAGGAAUAACAAUUCUGUCCCCUUGUAAACAUGGAUACCAUUUGAGUCAGUGGGAGAUUUGCCAGUAACUUUUAACUGGAUGCAAAUUGUGGGUUUUGCUGACAGUUAAAUAUUUAAAGUCUUAAUACUUUUUUCUUUGUCCUUCCCUAAUUUUUUUUUCCAUUUAAAGACGGGCAGUCUGUAGUCACUUCAAACAUUUUUGGAAAAAACCUUAUUCAGGCAGCUCCAUGACGUGCAGGAGGUAGCCAGAUGGGAUCACAAGAAGGUAUCCCCUGUGCUUCAAAACUGAGUGGUUUUGCUGAUUAGCUUGGUAUUCAAAAGGGGAUAAAAAUCUGGUAGAUUAGUUCAUUCUCCGCAUGUGUAGCUAGACAUGAGUAAAGAUAACAGCAUGAGAAACUGUUAGUACGCUUACCUCAGUUCAAACUGUUAGGGAAUGAGUAAAUAAAUUUUUUUAAAAAAUACAUUUCACUCAGUUGCACUUAGUUGUAUGUCUUGCAUGCAUAGUCUAAAGACUGUAGCAAAAUAAUAAAAGAGAAAAAAAAUUAGACUUAUCAUACCAUGCAGGUAUCACUGUCCUGCAGAAGAACCAAGAGGAAAAAAAAAUCUCAGGCUUUACAUCAAGCAAACAUUGCUAUUUUUUACAAAUUUCUGAUUCUGUGUCCCUUUGAAUAUAUUUAAAAAAAAAAACUGCUCCUGUCGGGUGGGGUUUAUUAUGUUGUACAUAUAUAGCCCAAAUGUGUCUCUGUGAGCUUUUUGUCUUUUUGGUGGGUGGAAGGUGGGGGUGGGGUGGCAGGGGGAGGAAAUGGAGGGGAAAUUCCUUUUUUAAAAAAGUCAUUCCUGAAAAGGAAUAAAUGCAUACUUGUUUGUCAAACCACCUUUUGCUUUUUGUGCAACUGCUUUAUAUUAACUAUACUUUUAAAAAUGCUUUGAAAAAAAUCCUACUGUAUGUAAUGGAAUUGCAGAAUAUGCUGCACAUGUAUUUUAUUUAGCUAUCCUUGCUUUAAAACUAUUGGAUGACAUUUGCUGACACGUGGGAGAAAAUCCCGGACUCUUUGUUUUGGUUUUGCCAGGGCUUUUUAUCUCUUUUUGGCUUCUAAAAUGUAACAUAAUUGACAGAUUAUCCCUCCCCCUCCCCCCCUGUUUUGGAUUGAAUCAUUUUGUACAGGUUUUUGUUGUUGUUUUAUGCUGUUCUUGUUUUUUUAAAAAAAAAUACUUAACUCAUCCCCUUCUGUUAUACUACCACUGCCUAUUUCUGGCUCUCAAGGGAAAAAGAAAAGAAAGAAAAAAAAGUUGUUUCAAAAAAUGUUUUCUCCUGCUUCAGUAAAUACUUUGCAUGAUGAAUUCCAAGGUCACACUUUCAAAGUUUAUCAGUGAAGUAGUCAUUAAUAAUGGAGAGUGUCAAACUUAUUUGAACUUUUUUAUAAAAAAAAUACUUUACAAGGUGCCAAGAUGUAAAGACAAUUUGUUACAUUUUUUUUCCUCUAAGGAAAGCAUACAUGAUGAAAGUAGUACCAUGUAACAGGUAAACUGUUGUCAGGAAUGAGAGUCAACGGCUACAUUUUUCACACAUACCUUCUAACAGAGACUCCUCUCUCUCUCUCUCUCUCUCUCUCUCUCUCUCUCUCUCUCUCUCUCUCUCUCUCUCUCUCUCUCUCUCUGUCACAAAGGCAUGCACCACUUCCCUUCCCAGGUACACAAGCCAUUAGCUUCAGUAAUCUAGUGUGAUAUGGGAGGAAAGAUAUUAUCUCACAGGCAGACGGACUCUGUGAUGGGAGCUACAGGCACAUGGUCCUGUGCUUCAGUUGCACAUCUCCACCCCCAUCUCUCCCAAGUACCCCUAAUGGAUACAGCCCCUAAUAGAUAGAUUGUGAUGGGUACACCAUAAGCAACUUCUUGUACCUCCAACACCUUUUCUGGAUCAGGCCAGCACAAUUCAGCAAUUCAGAUAUGUAAAAACCUACUGGAUUUCUUGAUCAGAAGCAGAAAGAAAGGGGAGAUGAGACUUGUUUAAAAGGAGGGGACAUUUUUUAUUCUCUCUUUGGAGAAUCCAACUAUAAUACCCAUAACUAGAUAUCAGGAUAGGAGAAGUAAGUGAUGGGGUAGGGUAGGGAGGGGUAUUAUUCUACGAAUAAUACAGAUCAUUAGAUAUUUUAUAUAUAAAUAUAUCAAAGUUCUAAAAACUAAUUUUAAACUGUUGUAGUUUUCAGAAUGCUGAUGGGCUACAUUCCUUAUAGCAUGGAAAGUGUAUGUUAAACUCUUUUCAAAAGCCUUUGGUACCUUUUGGUUAAUGUACUUGGACAGAGUUUUUAAGAUGUUGCAGUAAUAAUUUCUCAUUCUAGUCUUGGAGGGUUACAUUUGCAGAUCUGUUCUACAUCUUGAGCAAGCCCAGGGUUAGGUUACAGAAUUUCCCAUAAGCCUUGAUGAAAAUGGUACAGUCCAGACUGUUAGCAUGGUGCUUCAUGUGUAUGUGCUGCCAGUAACAAGAUUCUUCUUUUAUUUUUAAUUGUUUUUUGAGGCAUACAAGAAACUCAUUCCUUACAUCAACUGUAAUUCCAUCAUUCCAUGUCUGUUGAUGCAGACAAUAAAAUGUUGUGUAGUCAGUAAUUAUUACUGACAUUAUAGCAUUCUCUAAUGCAAUAAAAGUGCUGGUUGUUCACACUGGUGAUACAUGUU
Molecule: messenger RNA, 7662 nt
Organism: Eublepharis macularius
Lineage: Eukaryota; Metazoa; Chordata; Lepidosauria; Squamata; Eublepharidae
Gene: FOXP1
Product: forkhead box P1
Exons: 21
Coding region: 572-2608 (678 amino acids)
Biological process (GO): regulation of transcription by RNA polymerase II
Cellular component (GO): nucleus
Molecular function (GO): DNA-binding transcription repressor activity, RNA polymerase II-specific; RNA polymerase II cis-regulatory region sequence-specific DNA binding
Source: RefSeq, a predicted model, not a curated record